Talaromyces marneffei is the source of this 933-nucleotide messenger RNA. RefSeq lists its product as uncharacterized. Lineage: Eukaryota; Fungi; Ascomycota; Eurotiomycetes; Eurotiales; Trichocomaceae. Bases 1 to 933 code for a protein of 310 amino acids. The record is from RefSeq and is a predicted model, not a curated record. The transcript has 2 exons.
AUGUCUCCAGUUGCCUAUCCCAGCAGCUCCGAAAUUGAAGCCAGCAAGUCACCAGUCUCAACUAUGGAGCAACCAGAAUACCGAGUGCACAAACACCAUCGUCGGGUGUCCUCGACGGGUGGAGGCAGAGCCUGGACUGAAGAAGAGGAAGCUUAUCUAGUCCGAACUCGAAUGCACAAAAUGCCGUACAAACAUAUUGCCGCGCACUUGAAGAAAACAGAACUGGCAUGUCGUUUACACUACCAUCAAAUGUCAUAUGGAAACAACAACCGCCGACGCAGCGAUUCUGUGUCGUCGAUCGGAUCAUUCAACUCAAUUUCUGCUGGCGGAGAGCUAGCUGAUAAUACACACAUAACUCGGUUGUCUCCAGUCCUGUCUCCUCGUUCCAGCCCAGAGCCCUCACAAAGAGCGCCUUCUGACGAUGCUUCACAACAAUCACAUCGCGCACCGGUUCCCAUUCUCCCCAAGCCCGAUAGACACAAUACGCCAACCACACUAGAGCCAUCGGUGACCCGCAACUACGAAGCGAAUGUGGCUGGCUACCGCAAGGAGGACCACCAGAGCUAUAUUGACAUGUCUCGUCUGCAUGCUAUUUACGAAGCAUACUCGGCCUCUUUUUGGUCGAAGAUUUCUACCGAGUAUUCUCGCGAUAGCCGCGAAAUCAAUCCAAAGUGGGCGGAGAAAGCAAUCAUGAGCAGCUUCUCUCACAGCCCACUUCGUGGACAUCUUCCCCCCACGCCCCACGGCAGUCCCGCAGCAUCACCAGAGCCACAGCAGGAUUUCACGUCGAAUACUUUGCCAGCAAUGAAUCGAGGUUUCCGAGCUGUCAACCAACCCAAACCUGCUGAACCCAUCCGCCGAAGCUCAGCAGACCGGUGCUCCGUUUCUGCCCUGCUGACUGUGGAAAGAGAAGUGAGGCCGUCACAUCAAUAA